GUACAGCGGAUAUGUGUGAACUUGCCCGAAAUAGUGUUCUCAUGAGUGGCUUCCCAGAUGAGAUGAAGAAUUACUGGCUUGGACGUAAUUGGCGACACGAGGGGGCCGCUGGCAAUGACAUAACCCGCACAAAUGUUCCUGGAAUACGAGUUGUUUUCCGCCAUGAAACCUUAAUAGAGGAACUAUCUACAAUCUGCAGCGCAGCGCGUGCAAGAUGCAUGGCCACUGAGUCAACUUAGAUUUCUUGUAUGAGUGUUACACCAUGGGCACAAACUGCACCGAAUGUUGUACGUCGCAGUAUGUGUCUGGUUUUAGUAACAAACGGUCUUAAAUACUACCGUAUUCAUAUAGAGAAAAUAUUAUUAACAAAGUCUACCAGUAUUAAACAAAC
Anneissia japonica is the source of this 391-nucleotide messenger RNA. Its product is annotated as AMP deaminase 2-like. Gene Ontology annotation, molecular function: AMP deaminase activity. The record is from RefSeq and is a predicted model, not a curated record. Lineage: Eukaryota; Metazoa; Echinodermata; Crinoidea; Comatulida; Comatulidae. Gene Ontology annotation, biological process: AMP metabolic process; IMP salvage. Gene Ontology annotation, cellular component: cytosol.